Molecule: messenger RNA, 4042 nt
Organism: Xenopus tropicalis (tropical clawed frog)
Lineage: Eukaryota; Metazoa; Chordata; Amphibia; Anura; Pipidae
Gene: slc43a2
Product: solute carrier family 43 (amino acid system L transporter), member 2
Exons: 15
Coding region: 197-1915 (572 amino acids)
Biological process (GO): L-leucine transport; L-alpha-amino acid transmembrane transport; transmembrane transport
Cellular component (GO): basolateral plasma membrane; plasma membrane
Molecular function (GO): transmembrane transporter activity; L-phenylalanine transmembrane transporter activity; L-leucine transmembrane transporter activity
Source: RefSeq, a predicted model, not a curated record
CGGGCCCGAGAGGUAGAAGAGGCUGCGGCACCGGGACUGACCCGUGCCAAGCAAAACCCAACAUCAGGCAGCCUCCCUGGGACCCGGACCGACCCAGUCAGCAAGAAGCCAAACUAGAACCAUCAAAACCUCGGUCCGGAGAAAGUGUCAUCAGAUCUGAUAUCAACAAAGACAAGCUAGAUAUAUAACUGAAGACAUGGCACCCACUUUGGCAACAGCACACCGGCGCCGGUGGUGGAUGGCAUGCACCGCUGUAGUGGAGAACCUUUUCUUUUCAGCUGUGCUGCUGGGAUGGGGUUCUCUCCUUAUUAUGCUGAAAUCAGAGGGAUUCUACUCCUAUUUAUGUCACUACCCAGAUAACACAACUUAUCAUAACAGCACUGGGAAUGAGACAAACCAGGAAUUAGUAAUGGAUAUGAAUGGAUGGCUCAUUUGUAAGGAGCAGGAUGAGAUGUUAAAUUUGGCCUUUACAGUUGGAUCUUUUCUACUCAGUGCCAUAUCUCUCCCCUUGGGAAUCAUUAUGGAUAAAUAUGGACCCCGCAAGCUUAGGCUAAGUGGAAGUGCCAGUUUUGGGGUAUCCUGCCUAUUGAUAGCAUAUGGAGCAAGUAAUCCUAACUCUCUGUCAGUGCUGAUCUUCGUAGCCCUGUGUUUAAAUGGCUUUGGUGGGAUGUGCAUGACUUUUACUUCGCUUACACUGCCCAACAUGUUUGGUGAUCUGCGUUCAACCUUCAUUGCACUAAUGAUUGGAUCGUAUGCUUCUUCUGCUGUCACCUUUCCUUUCAUCAAGGUUAUAUAUGAUCUUGGUGUGAGUUUUAUUACAAUCCUGAUUGUCUGGGCAGCUUGUGCCGGUCUUGUUUUCUUCAACUGCUUUUUCAAUUGGCCCCUGGAACCAUUUCCUGGACCAGAAGACAUGGAUUAUACUGUGAAGAUUAAGUUUAGCUGGCUGGGCUUUGACCACAAGAUUACAGGGAAACAGUUCUACAAGCAAGUAACCACUGUGGGGCGACGGCUAAGUGUAGGAGGCUCCAUGAAAAAUCCCAAAGAAUUGUCAGCCUUGCAGAACGGAAACAAACUGUGUUUAUCAACAGUAGAUCUGGAGGUUAAAUGCCAGGCAGACAAUGCAGCAACUCCAUCUUUCAUGAAGAGUGUGUUCAGCCCAAUCCUGUUGCUCAGUCUUAUCACUAUGUGUGUUACCCAGCUCCGUCUUAUCUUUUACAUGGGAGCCAUGAACAAUAUCCUGGAGUUUCUAGUAGAAGGAGAUAUGGACACUGUGAUGCACACGGUAAGUCUGUAUACAUCCAUAUUUGGAGUGCUGCAACUUCUCUGCCUGCUAACAGCCCCAGUUAUUGGAUACAUUAUGGACUGGAAGCUGAAGGACUGUGACGAUGGAAAUGAGGACGCAGACGAGAAGGAUACAAAUACAGAUGGAAAGAAAAAGAAGAAACGUGAUCGUCAAAUCCAGAAGAUUACAAAUGCCACAAGGGCCUUUGCAUUUACAAACUUCUUACUGGUGGGAUUUGGAAUUACAUGUCUUAUUAAUAACCUACCCCUACAGAUCCUUUCCUUCAUUUUGCACACAAUAGUCAGAGGAUUCAUCCAUUCGGCUGUAGGAGGCCUCUAUGCUGCUGUAUACCCUUCCACACAUUUUGGCAGUUUGACUGGAUUGCAGUCUCUCAUUAGCGCACUUUUUGCAUUAUUACAACAGCCCCUCUUCUUGGCAAUGAUGGGACCCUUAGAAGGAGAUCCACUUUGGGUAAAUGUUGGCUUAUUGGGGGUGAGCAUGUUCGGGUUCUGUCUCCCACUCUACCUCAUCUUCUACAAGAGAAGCCUGGAGCGGCAAAGAAAACAGAAGAUUGAAGAUUCUAAACUUUACUUGAAAAUCAAUGGCACUCCUGAUCAUGAAGCCUUUGUGUAAAUAAUACCCAAAAAGGCCAGACCACUUUGCUCCUUUCCAUUUGCACUCUGGGAAGGUAUCGUUCCAGCUUAACAAGUUACCAUUUUAGAACAAACUCUCAGUGCUCUAUCCUUGCACCAUACUUCUCAUGGUGCCCUGUCUAGCAAUGUAUGUCAUUACCCUGUGUCAUCAAACACACUUCAGUUUGUGGAGCAACACUGAUCCAGAGGAGUUGAACACUGACCAUUGUAGAAGAGUGUGUUAGCAUUGUUAUAAUAGUAGGUUUGGGUAUUACAUCGAUACCUGCCCAAAUGCUGUAUGGAUUCUCCUGAUCUGAAGUGUUUCUCUCUUUAGACCUUUAGUUAAGGAUGGACAAUUGAGCAGUAAGCCUUGCACAGGCUUUGUAAAGUACUACCACAUGGCAAAGCUGGAGUUUACUACAGAACCGUGUGGACUGAUUAAUUUGGGUGCCCAGCAAAGAAACAGCAAGAGUCAAGAUUUUGGUCUCUGUAAUACAAUAUGAUAAAAUGAACAGACUUUGGAAUAGUUCUCUUUGCUUAUUUUGAUCCAACAUAGCAGUUAAUUAUUUUAACUUUAUUCUUCUCUUGCUUAGAAAGGGUUGUAAUAAAUAGGCAUGACAAAAAAUGAUCUUCUCAUUACUGUACUUGGCACCAGCACUCUAGUAAGCCUAUAAAAUGGCAAAUAGUAACAUAUUGUGCGGCCAUGCUUUCUCGUUUAUAGAACGGGAUAAGGUGCUCUGUUAUGGAAAAGCUGAGAGAUCCAGUUCCUUCUGAUGCUAUAAGGGAUUAACCACCACACUGAUCUUAUGUGAGUCCUAAAUCAGCAGAAUGCAGUGAGGUGCAUGUAUUCCUGUUGUGCCAUAAAAGUCUUCAUGCAAGAGGUUAAAAAAGCGAUUCUGAGCAAUACCUGUUUAUUUUGAAAUGUUUUUGAUAUAUAUAUCUAACAUCGAUAUUUUAUGUUCUUUGCAUGAUUGGAUGAUGUAUUUUUAUAUGGAUGUUAUUUUUUUCUGAGGACUUUCCUUUGGGUGGAGCCAGAGAAACUCGAUUUUGGGACGAAAUCUGCAAAAUAAGAUGGCUGUUCAUUUCAUGUUCCCUUCACCCAUUCUUGGCCUGGAGUUUUCCCAUUUUAACUUUCUUAGCAUUUUCUGUGAAUGCUUUUCUUAGCAUUUCUGUGAUUUGUUUUUUUACUUUCUUUCCAAACAUUAUAGUAUUCACUUUCCUUUUUGUGACUUUACACUUAUGUUUAAUUCUGUCAUAUUCUAUAUCUGUAGAAUUCUGUUGCAUCGUUCUAUUUCUGCUGCUUCACUAUAUUAUCCCUUAUUUAAGCUGUUAUUCUUAGGGGUUUAACAUUACCUCACUCCCAUCAUCCCUAUCUAGUGUCUUUCUGGAUUAAGUUACACAGCUGGCAAAACCCAUAUCUGUGUGGGACCUGACUGAGUGACCUGGGUGAUCUGAGAUGAAUCCAGGAACGCAAAUAAGUCCUUCUUGCACAUAACAGGUUUCAGGAAGUGUAGACUUCCUGCAUAACUACACAAGCAUUCGCUCACUGGCACGGCCUGCAGAACCACAAAUACGCAUUGGAAAAUUUGUUUUCAGGCUGGAGGCAAUUCAGCUCUAAAACAGUAUCUGCCUUUAUGUUUGAUACCAAUCAUCUGACUUGGAAAUGGCCAAAUCCUUCUCACAGUGCUCUCAUGUUAAAAUAGGCAGAGAACUGAGAGGGAAUUGCCAGAAUAUUAGCUGGAAGUAGAGAGCCGUUUUGUUGUAAAUCCCAGGUUAUGUGAUGGCAGAAUGCAUCUUCUGCUGGUUAAUAGACAUUAAGAGGAAAUCUAUAGCACAAAAGCAAUAUAAAAAAGAAAUAUAUUAUAAAUGUUUCCUUUGUUAUGUCUAACAGAAAGUAGGCUUGGAAGAAUAACCAGAAUAAGGUAUCAGUGCUAAAGCCCAGUGCCAGCUCAGUGUAAACUUGGGCACAUCACUGUAUUACACAGUGCCUCAGGUACAAACAGAUUGUAAGCUCUUUGGAGUUUAAUGUAUCGUCUGCCUGUACAUUCUACAUACAGUGAUUGUUGGUACUUCUGAGAAUAAAUCCUUUUUACAUUAAACUACCAUCUGUACUGUGAUAUGGAUAUGG